ACAAAACAAACCACCGCCAGAGGGCGUAAUUGGUGCUGGAAUGAGUUUAAUUUUGUAAAUCCCCGCCGGAAGUGCGUUACCGCGGCGUCUAGCUUAGCGGUCUAUGAUUAAAUGCUAGUUUCUGUGUAAUGAUUUCAGCUCCGAGUUGCGUUUUGAAACUGUAUAAUGCGGCGGUACAUGCGUGCACUGAUGCUGUGCAUGGUGUUUGCCGUGUUUUCGGGCUUGUAUGUUUACAGCAGGCUCUUUUACUCGGACGUGGCCGCCAGAAGAAACGGAGCAAAGAAGAUUCUCAUCCCACUGAGAGCGUCUGGAGCCAGGCGAGGGGUCACGGAUAAAAACGCACUCUCGAUCAAUUGGUACAUCAUGCGUCAGCAGGCUCAGCAGGAGGCUGCUGGUACCAGGCCUGAGCCUCCCAUGCACUUGGCUGUGGUGGCCUGCGGGGAGAGGCUGGAGGAGACGCUCACCAUGAUUAAGUCUGCUGUGCUCUUCAGCGUCAAGCGCCUCCAUCUGCACAUCUUUGCAGACGAUCAGCUUCACGCCGGCUUCAUUGAAGCUUUGGAGUCGUGGCCUGGUUUUAUUCGCUACAGGUUCAGCUACAGAGUCUACUCCAUCAGGUUCCCCAAUGAGAAUGCAGCGGAGUGGAAGAAACUCUUCAAACCCUGCGCUUCACAGCGACUCUUCUUACCUCUCAUCUUAGAGGACGUUGACUCUAUUGUGUAUGUGGACUCAGACAUCCUCUUCCUGCAGCCGGUGGACCUCUUGUGGAGGUUCCUGUCUGACUUUAAUUCUUCUCAGCUGGCUGCUAUGGCUCCAGAGCACGAGGAGCCCCGCAUCGCCUGGUACAAUCGCUUUGCCCGUCACCCGUUCUACGGCAGGACGGGCAUCAACUCAGGGGUCAUGCUCAUGAAUCUGACACGUAUGAGGAGCAUGUUCUUUAAGAAUGACAUGACAUCAGUGGGGCUGCGCUGGGAAGAGCUCCUGAUGCCUCUACUCCAGAAAUAUAAACUGAACAUAACAUGGGGAGACCAGGACCUACUAAAUAUCAUUUUCCACUAUAACCCUGAGUCCUUGCUGGAGUUUCCGUGCCAGUGGAACUAUCGCCCGGAUCACUGCAUCUAUGGCAGCAACUGUGCCUCAGCUGAGGAGGAUGGCAUCUACAUACUCCAUGGAAACAGAGGAGUUUACCACGACUACAAACAGCCUACUUUCAGGGCUGUUUACGAAGCCAUAAAAAAGUACAUUUUCGGCACAGACCCUGUGACGUCUUUGGUGGAGCCUUUAGAAGAGGAACUGUUAAAAACGACACACACUUAUUGUGGUAAAUCACACUCACUCUUUACGAAGAGACUGAGGAACAGUGUGGCAAAGAUCAACAGGAAAACUCGGGAGCGGUGACGAACCUGAAGGACAAUGACGGGACACGGACUCUAAUGAGUGAAACUUUGUCAUCAGCUGCUUCAGUUGAGGCAGCUGGGCUAGUCUUAGACUGAGACUAAUGACUGCUCAGCUCUUGUAAACCACCAAGAGUGACGCAAAAGCUCUAAAAUGGACUACAAUGUAGAACAGGCCAGACGGGCUUGUAACAAAGCUCUGAUCUUGGCCGCAGAUUGAAACAAGGACUUCGCUUUUUUUUUUUCCUUUCAUGAAUUUUUAAAAUUGAGAACAGAAGAUUUUUUUUUUUUAUUCCAUAUUGGAGAAUUUAUUUUGAACCUUGUGAGCCACAAGAGAAAAUAAUCUCAUCAAAACUGGACAAAAAGGCUUUCUGCAGCGCUCAGUUGGAGAGGCACAUGCACUGGACCACUUUUCUUUUUUUUUGUUCAGCUUCCAGAAACCACUCAGCAGUUAUUUAUGAGAAAGGACCAUGGAAAAAAAAUAAAUGCGUACAAUGUACUGAAAGCGUGUGUCAGUAUACACAUGAUGGAAAUGUGAGUUUAAAAAUGGGGUGAAAUAGCUGUCUAAAUAUAUAUUAGCAUAUAGUUGUGCUGAAAUAAUUCUGGUGACUGUGCAAAUAAGCUGUGAGCUCUUUCCUGAUGCCAAAGUAUUUGUUUGUUUGUUUUAAAUAGU
Pundamilia nyererei is the source of this 2064-nucleotide messenger RNA. RefSeq names its product glucoside xylosyltransferase 1b (gene gxylt1b). The transcript is spliced from 7 exons. Gene Ontology annotation, biological process: protein O-linked glycosylation via N-acetylgalactosamine. Gene Ontology annotation, molecular function: UDP-xylosyltransferase activity. The record is from RefSeq and is a predicted model, not a curated record. NCBI's taxonomy places the organism in Eukaryota, Metazoa, Chordata, Actinopteri, Cichliformes, Cichlidae. The coding region runs from base 166 to 1395 and encodes 409 amino acids.